AACAGCACAUGAACUUGUGGAAAUAACUCACUGGGCAUAUUUGACAAUAAAUCACAAUCUACAAUUCUAAAUAAAUAUCAUUCAGAUUUUAUCAUACAGAUCAAGAUGAAGACACUGGUAUUGCUCCCACUUAGCUUUGCAGUGGCUCUGGCAGUGCCCCCAUUUCCUCCUAGUGUGGCACAAAAUCCUGAUUUGCCUAAAGAAGAUCAGAGCCCUCUGCUGGGAGACUGGGUUCCUUUGCAAGGUCAUGUGGAGGUGGAGGAUCCUGCACCACAGGCCAGACUUGUCUCCAAGGACCAGCAGGAGAAAUUGUCUCCAGUGCCAGUGGAGAUGGAGCAGAGCCAGAGUCAGAGUGUGGUAGAACUACAAGUUAAACUGAAGCCGGAUGUCAAGGUGGAGCAAGACAGUAAAGCAGUACCAGAGGUUAAGGUGGAGCAAGAGGGUAAAGAAAACCCAGAAGUUAAGGUGGAGCAGGAGCUAAAAGCAGAGCCAGAGGUUAAACCAGAGCCACAAGUUAAGGUGAAUCCAGAGCCAGAAGUAAAUCUGAAUCCAGAUGUUAUGGCUGAACUAGAGGUUAACGUGAAGCCAGAAGUUGAGAUGGAGCCAGAGCUCAAAGUAGUACCAGAGGUUAAGGUGGAGCAAGAGGGUAAAGAAAACCCAGAAGUUAAGGUGGAGCAGGAGCUAAAAGCAGAGCCAGAGGUUAAGGUGGAGCAAGAGGGUAAAGAAAACCCAGAAGUUAAGGUGGAGCAGGAGCUAAAAGCAGAGCCAGAGGUUAAACCAGAGCCACAAGUUAAGGUGAAUCCAGAGCCAGAAGUAAAUCUGAAUCCAGAUGUAAUGGCUGAACUAGAGGUUAACGUGAAGCCAGUAGUUGAGAUGGAGCCAGAGCUCAAAGUCGACCUAGACUCUGAGGUGGAAUCAGAGGUUAAGGUGGAGCCAUAUGUUCAAAUGGAGCCAGAACCUGAAGAGAACCCCAUGCGUAAUGAGGUCCAAGAGGAGUUUCAAGUGCAGAUGAACCUUGAGGCAGAGACUGAAAGAAACCAGGAGAUUGAAGAGAGGCAUAUUGACAUGGAGAGAAACUAUGAAUCAGGGGGUGAGCCAAUCAUGGAGUUGGAGCCACUGGAUGACAACCAGAUAUUCAACGAGGAAGGGGGCAAUACGGAUCGGUCAGAAGUGGAAAAUUCCCUGAGGGCAGCAUUUCAGAGCCAAGAUCCUGUCAUUGAACCUCUGCCAGAGGAUGAGGGGUUUAUGAGGAAGAGGAAUGAUGUUUUAGAAGAAGAACCAAUCUUGGAAACGGAUCCAGAGAUGGGGAAUGAGCCAUUUCAAAAUCAAGAGGUCAUACCAGAUGUUGCUAUCAUGGAAGAAGGGCCUGCAUUGGACAUUAUGGGGGAGCGGAUGUCAGAUUUAGAGAACAAUUUCCCAAAUGAGGAGGCUAGGAUGGGGAUGGAGCCUGAAAAAAACCAAGACUUACACAUAGCAGAGGGGUUGGACUCUGUAAUGAUGGGGGAACCAGGGAGAGAGUUUGUCAGUGAGGAGGAGCUCCCUGACAUGCUGCUCUUCAAGGAGCCAGCAAUGGAAAACAGUCCUGCUCUUGAUGGAGGUGCUCAGGUUGGUUGGGUCCCUGAAAGAGAAGAAAGGACUUUGAUGAGACAAGGAGGGUGGAGCGUUUGUCCUGGUGUGCAACUGGAGGGGAAGUGUUACGAGUUCGUCAAAGGACCAAUGAGUGUUGCAGAUGCUGAGUUCUUCUGCCAGGCAAAGUUCCCCGGUGGCCACCUGGCCUCCAUCACAAGCCCACGCAUCCAGAGAGAGGUGAUGAACAUGAUACUGCGGCACAACGGGGCACAUACACGCACCUGGAUUGGAGGGCUCCGGUAUUUGGAGACCAAUCACUUUAUCUGGUUGGAUGGAUCCCACUGGGGCUAUGCUGACUGGCUGUCAGGGGAGCCCAGUAACGCGGCAGAUGUGGAGGACUGUCUGGAACUGCUGCCACAUGGAAAUGGAAAGUUCAAUGACUUCACAUGCCGGGAACCUCAGCCUUUUAUCUGCUCCUACCUUUAUUAAUGAAUGCACAGUGAGCACUCGGCCCAUCUGCUUAUUUGUCUGAUGUGAAGCAGAAUUUGUUGCUUUUUCUCUCAGUUUUAAAAUCACUUCUUGGAAAGCAAAGGGUUUGACAAGAGACAAUGACUUGAAGGACCAUAACACAAUUUAUGGAAUACUCCUGUUAAAUCACGACCUCUAAGCAUGUUGCACAUUAUAUUCAAUGGUAUUUUGUUUUUAAUAACAGGCAAAUACUCUGUAAAUAAAGAAAACAUGAUAUUUUAUUCUUGAGCUUGUGAUUAUUAUUCUUCCGUAUUGUUUAUAUUAAAAAGAAGUAUACUAAGUUGCAUGAGUGCACUCAUGAUUAAAGUAUAGUUACCAAGUGAAUGCAUGGUACUUGGAAUUGUUCAGGUACAUUUUUUCCUAUAAUGAAAAUAUGCAUGACUUAUAUUACAUACUGUAUAUUUAGGAUUUUUU
Molecule: messenger RNA, 2511 nt
Organism: Xiphias gladius (swordfish)
Lineage: Eukaryota; Metazoa; Chordata; Actinopteri; Istiophoriformes; Xiphiidae
Product: cytadherence high molecular weight protein 1-like
Exons: 6
Coding region: 106-2058 (650 amino acids)
Molecular function (GO): signaling receptor activity
Source: RefSeq, a predicted model, not a curated record